AUACAUAAUCCCCCUUGCAAUUUUAGGGUUUAACAUUGUUAGAAACUUGAAAUGGGGAAGAAGAAGCGUGUGUGUAAGAAAAAGGCUCCGCCACCGUCAAAGGCCACCAAACCGCCGUCACAGUCCAAGCAAAGGAAGAAAAAGGAGCAGGAGGCGGUAAAGCCCAAGACGGAGAAGCAAGUCAGGCAUGCAAACAAGAACGAAGAAGGAGGAACCUCCGUUCGUGAUGAGGAGUUUAACGAUGAGUUCAGUGCUGUUAUCCAAUAUGGUGGGGAGUUUGUGUUUCUGAACGAUGGUCGUACGAUUUAUAGAGGAGGUAUGUCGUCGUUAGUUUCGGGACUCCGUUUAGAAGAGUUUACCUUGGAUAGUAUACAUAGGUUGGUGAUGGGUUGGGGUUACCGUGAAGGGACAUAUAGAAUCUGGACUCUAAUUCGUGAAAUAUAUGAAGAUUAUUUUCAGAUUAGAAAGGAUGAUGAUUGUUAUGACUUUGCUACAUAUAACUGUGUGAAUCGAAUUGACGGGGAACUUUUUAUAGAGCAUGAUGUUGUAGAUAUUGGAGCAACCGUAAGACUUCCUAGGUGUGUUAAUGAGGUUGGUGAGAUGGAAGGAAGUGAUGAAGAAGAGGUUGAGGGGCUAGGUGAUAGUGAAGAUGAGAGGGCCACUGCGCUUGUUGAUGGUUUUGAGGGGAUAGAUAUAAGUUUACCACAGAAAGAGGUCCCAAAAGUUGCUGAAUAUGUUAGUGUUAGUAAAGAGAAACCUUGCGAGGAAGAUGAAUAUGUUAGUGAUGAGUUGGAAAGUUCUGACCCUGAUUUGUCUGACAGUGAGAAAGCUAAAGUCCAAAAGUUUAAAAAGUUCAAAAAGGAGCAUUUAAAUAAGGAUUUUAAAUUUCAGUGGGGGCCACUUGUGGGUUUUUAA
Molecule: messenger RNA, 915 nt
Organism: Vicia villosa (hairy vetch)
Lineage: Eukaryota; Viridiplantae; Streptophyta; Magnoliopsida; Fabales; Fabaceae
Exons: 3
Coding region: 52-915 (287 amino acids)
Source: RefSeq, a predicted model, not a curated record